This is a messenger RNA of Phycomyces blakesleeanus NRRL 1555(-), 567 nucleotides long. RefSeq lists its product as hypothetical. The transcript has 3 exons. The coding region runs from base 1 to 567 and encodes 188 amino acids. The record is from RefSeq and is a predicted model, not a curated record. NCBI's taxonomy places the organism in Eukaryota, Fungi, Mucoromycota, Mucoromycetes, Mucorales, Phycomycetaceae.
AUGGUACCAAAUAAAUCAAACAAAACUACAAGAAGAAACAGAAAGAACUUGGUCAUUCACCAGUACAUACCGUCACCUCCAAGUACAAAAGAUCAAGAAGGUGAGAAAUUUGUCCCUACGGUCAGCUCGUCGGGUUCUCUAGAUAGCUUAACAUACUACAAAAAAACUAGUACUACUUCAAGAGGAUCAUACUUAGUUAAAAAGGUUAUAGUUCUGUCCAUACCAAUUAAUUGUGCAAUUUUAUUAUUGUACCUUUUGGACAUCAAUGGAUUUAAUACGCCAAAGGUUUGCAGCUCCUGUAAGACCAAGUACCUAAGAUAUUUCCUAAAUGCCAACGACAGACCUAUCCUUUCAAUAUUAGUUUGCAACAGCUAUAAUGUUUUCUGGAAUAGAGAUAUCAUGGCUGGAAAAAACAUGUACUAUAUUGUGCAGGAAAUUUGGAGUGGAAAUUAUAGGCUAGAAAUAUUCAUUCCUCAACCAAGAUCAAGAACAACAGCAACAAGAACAACAGCAACACAAAGCGUCACAAUGAACGUGGUUGUUCCUCACUCUAGUGGGCGAACUUAA